Molecule: messenger RNA, 1458 nt
Organism: Python bivittatus (Burmese python)
Lineage: Eukaryota; Metazoa; Chordata; Lepidosauria; Squamata; Pythonidae
Source: RefSeq, a predicted model, not a curated record
AUGACAACUCUGGGUGGAGCUGUCCCCAGGAUGAUGCGACCAGCUCCUGGACAGAAUUAUCCUCGCAGUGGUUUUCCGUUAGAAGUCUCCACUCCUCUGGGCCAAGGCCGAGUCAAUCAGCUCGGGGGUGUUUUUAUCAAUGGCAGGCCUCUACCCAACCAUAUCCGCCACAAGAUCGUGGAGAUGGCCCAUCACGGCAUCCGGCCAUGCGUCAUCUCCCGCCAGCUCCGAGUAUCGCAUGGCUGUGUCUCCAAGAUCCUCUGCAGGUACCAGGAGACAGGCUCCAUACGGCCAGGGGCCAUUGGGGGCAGCAAACCCAAGCAGGUGACGACGCCGGAUGUUGAGAAGAAGAUCGAGGAGUACAAGCGGGAGAACGCGGGCAUGUUUAGUUGGGAGAUCCGGGACAAGUUGCUGAAGGACGGCGUGUGUGACAGAAACACCGUGCCUUCAGUGAGUUCCAUCAGCCGCAUUUUGAGAAGCAAAUUUGGGAAAGGAGAAGAAGAGGAAGGGGAGCUGGAGCGGAAGGAAGCGGAGGAGAACGAGAAAAAGGCCAAGCACAGCAUCGAUGGUAUCCUCAGCGAAAGAGCCCCAGUAACACCACAAUCAGAUGAAGGUUCUGACAUUGAUUCUGAGCCAGAUUUGCCACUGAAGAGAAAGCAGCGUCGAAGUAGAACAACUUUCACGGCAGAACAAUUAGAAGAGCUGGAGAGAGCUUUUGAGAGGACUCAUUAUCCUGACAUUUACACCAGAGAGGAACUUGCACAAAGAGCUAAACUCACUGAGGCUCGGGUUCAGGUUUGGUUUAGUAAUCGUCGAGCCAGAUGGAGGAAGCAAGCUGGGGCCAAUCAACUGAUGGCUUUCAAUCACUUGAUUCCAGGAGGUUUCCCACCCACUGCCAUGCCAACUCUGCCAACAUAUCAGUUAUCAGAAUCUUCUUAUCAGCCCACUUCUAUUCCACAAGCUGUAUCAGACCCAAGCAGUACAGUUCACCGACCUCAACCUCUUCCACCAAGCACGGUACACCAAAGCAGCCUCCCUUCGAACCCAGACAGCAGCUCUGCCUACUGCCUACCAAGCACGAGGCAUGGCUUUUCCAGCUAUACAGACAGCUUUGUACCUCCAUCCGGGCCCUCAAAUCCUAUGAACCCUGCCAUUGGCAAUGGCCUUUCACCUCAGGUAAUGGGUCUCUUAACUAACCAUGGAGGAGUCCCUCACCAGCCCCAAACUGACUACGCCUUGUCACCAUUAACUGGGGGCUUAGAGCCAACAACCACUGUGUCAGCAAGCUGUAGUCAAAGACUAGAUCAUAUGAAAAGUUUAGAUAGCCUGCCGACAUCUCAGUCAUACUGCCCACCAACAUACAGCACUACUGGUUACAGUAUGGACCCCGUCCCAGGCUAUCAGUAUGGGCAAUAUGGACAAAGUGCCUUUCAUUAUCUGAAGCCAGAUAUUGCAUAA